CUCCCUGCAUGUCACAGAGUCAUUCCAUUACACUAGAGGCUCCGCCACGGGUCCUCCUGGACAAUCUCCUUUCUGGCCUGACUUCUGCUGAGAGGGCUGCGGGGACCCUAAGCCUGAGCUCUCAGCACCAGCAGAACAUGGGGUGGCCACACCCCUGGCUUUCCCUCCAGAGCACACCUUCCUGACAGUGAAUCUCCUCGUGUUAGCAGUUUUGCGAUCCCGAUAGGCUGAGAAGUUCCCAAAACAUCAAGUCUUGUUUUCCUUUCCAUAGCAGGUUCUCUCCUCAAUUUAUCUUACCCCUCUCACAUUUUACUCGGAGCAACAGAAAGAAACCAGGUCCUGUCUUCAACACUUGGCUUCGAAAUCCCUUCAGCUAAAUGUCCACAUUCACUUCUAAUUCAGCUAAGCUUUCUGCCAUGCCAAAUUCCCCACCCCUCACCCACUACCUAAUGGGCAUAGGUUAAAAGGUAUAGGUACUUUUUUUGCUUAAUUUGAAAGGAAGAAUAUUUCCGAGUGAAAAACAGACGCGAUUGUAGGUUGUGUAAAAUGGCAUAGCUACAGAUAUUUUUUAAGCAGAUAUAAAACAGCCAUACUUGAGAAGGGUUGGAAGGGAUAUAGGUAAAUUGUUUCCAUGAAACUCCAUUAAUAUGAUUAUAGUUUUAAUUAAUUAGCUAGCAAGACAUUAGUAAAGUCUUCAUUUUUCAUAAAAUUGAAGUAGCUUAAAUAAUUCUAGUAUAAAGCAAGAAAAAGUAUCCCCAGGUAACUGGCUAAGUAACACCUUUUAGUUCCAAUGUGGUUAUGAUGUCACUGACUCUGUCCAUGAAUCACUGACUGCUGAUGUCACAAUGAUCAGCAGUGUUUAUUUUCCCAAGUAGAAAGACUACCUUCCGUGUUCUUCUUAACUAGUACUCAGGGCAUCCCUGCUCUGUCUCUGAUCAGAGUUUUGGCCAUAGAUUUUUUUUUUUAUCACAAUUGAGAAAGAUGUCCAUUCAAGAACUACCCCUGAUGUUUCUUCUGUUGUGUGCCUGCUUAUUGAAGGAAAAUUCCUGCAUUUGUGAUGGAACUAUCUGGGCUAAGGUUGGAUGGGAGAUAUUUCCUGAAGAAAUGCUUUAUCUAAAAGUUGAACCUUCUCCAUCUCACUGUCUACCUUACCCUAUGGACAAACUAUGGUGCAAUUUUAUUAAUAUGGAUGUAAUUGCGAGUCUUGUAUAUCUCAUAUGUAUUUUAGGACAAGCUAUCUCUCUAAUCCUGCUUGCUUUAUCUGUGCAUUACCUGUGGAUGAAGUGGAAGAGACACAAGAAAGAGCUGAAAAAACAAGCCUCCAUAGACACAGUUGGUAAUGAACCAGAAAGCCAGUCCAUCAAUGACAUAGACACACUACUCUUCAAACUGUUGGCCACGACAUCCAUGAUGAGUGAGUACCUGGACCGGAAGGCCCAGCGUCCUUCGUCUAAGAAAUUCAAGCACGGAAAGCUCAAGUACAAGAACCGAGGAGGAACCAGAGAACACCAAAAACAUGUGAAUGUGGUUCUGUCCAAAAUGGAGACCACGCAAAGCGCCUAGAAGAGAACUCGUAUAAGGUUCAAAAUGGUUCUCUGUGAGCCUUUCUCAUUUUUUUGCCACAUUCUUUACUGAAAUUUUGCAAAGAAGUCCAAGUUAAAGAUAUUUCUAUUCAGCUGAAAAGGCAUCCAUACUUUCUAACGUACUGGGGAAAAGACGGCCCACAGUCACUACUGCAGAUUUAAGUAUUUUGUUCUUUUUAAUGCAUCACAUUACAAAUCAUUAAUCGAUCUUUAAAUUAGAAUCUUUAGUGUUUUAACAAAUCUCCAAUUUAAAUAAUAUUUGUGACUUUUCUUGCUUUCCUGAGCAAAUGUUAUGGCCACAAGAAAACUUAAUUUCUCAUCUCAGAUGCCCUUUGCUAGAAUAGUAUGCAAGUAUCAAGUAACAGA
Molecule: messenger RNA, 1949 nt
Organism: Myotis brandtii (Brandt's bat)
Lineage: Eukaryota; Metazoa; Chordata; Mammalia; Chiroptera; Vespertilionidae
Gene: TEX50
Exons: 2
Coding region: 982-1563 (193 amino acids)
Source: RefSeq, a predicted model, not a curated record